Molecule: messenger RNA, 1355 nt
Organism: Ornithorhynchus anatinus (platypus)
Lineage: Eukaryota; Metazoa; Chordata; Mammalia; Monotremata; Ornithorhynchidae
Gene: CD5L
Product: CD5 molecule like
Exons: 6
Coding region: 77-1150 (357 amino acids)
Cellular component (GO): membrane
Source: RefSeq, a predicted model, not a curated record
CCGCCCCGUCACAACGCUCCGCCGCGGAGGGCCCGCCGCACCGCUCCCGACGACGACGACCCCGGCCGCCCGCCUCAUGGCCCCGCUCUUCCCUCUGCUGCUGGCUACGUGCCUGGGGCUUGGCCUGACAGGGACCACCCCGUCCCCAGCGUCCCCCCGGACGCGGCUGGUCAACGGCCCGCACCGCUGCGCCGGUCGGGUGGAGGUCCUCCGCGACGGGCGGUGGGGCACCGUGUGCGACGACGGCUGGGACGCGGCGGACGUGGCCGUGCUGUGCCGGGAGCUGGGCUGCGGCCCGGCCCGGGAGACCCCCGUCGCCGCCCUCUACCCGCCUCCGGCCCCGGCCGGGAGCCCCGUCUGGCUCCAGAACGUCCAGUGCCGGGGCAGCGAGCCGGAGCUGGCCCUGUGCGAGUUCGAGGAGGCCUUCAACUGCGACCGCAAGGAGGACGCGGGGGCCGUGUGCGAAGCGCCGGAGGACGAGGUCGCCUGGCGGCUGGUGGACGGGCCCGACCCCUGCUCCGGGCGGGUGGAGGUGGAGUACGCCGGGCAGUGGGGCACGGUGUGCGGCGAAGGCUGGGACAUGCGGGACGCCCGGGUCCUGUGCCGGGAGCUGGGCUGCGGGAGGCCCGGCUGGGCCCGCGCACGCUGCGACGGGACCGGGGGCGGGGCCGGGCCCGUCUGGCUCAGCCGGCUGCAGUGCCGGGGCCACGAGGACCGGCUGACCCGCUGCCCGCACCUGCCCUGGGGCCGCAACAACUGCACCCACCUAGAGGACGCCUGGGUCCGCUGCCGGGAGCCCUUCGCGCUGCGGCUGACCGGGGGGCCGCACCGCUGCUCGGGGCGGCUGGAGGUCCUCCGCGACGGCGCGUGGGGCACGGUGUGCGACGAGGGCUGGGGCCGGCGGCAGGAGCAGGUCGUCUGCCGACAGCUGGGCUGCGGAGAGCCCCGACGACAGCCGGCCCGCACCCGCAAGCGGUUCGGCCUCGGGCCGGGCCCCUUCUGGCCGCAGAGCCUGCGCUGCAGCGGCAGGGAGGCCAGCCUGGAGGACUGCGCCCACCGACCCUGGGCCCCGGCCCCGCCCCAACACCCCUGCACCCAACACCAGGUCGCGGCCGUCGUCUGCCUCGGCCCGGGGGCAGGAGAAAAGUGAAGGGGUUUGGCCCUGCCCCCACGGCCUCACCGCCGACCCGGACCUGCCGGGACCCCCGGACCGCUCCCCCCCCCGCUGCCGCCGCCGGGGUCGGCGUCCUCCCCGCCCCCUCCCGCCUCGCCCCCGCUCCCCGAGCCCCGAGCCCCGAUGGAGGAGGGGCGACGGGGCCACGGAGGAAGAAUUAAAACGCGUCGUCUGACCCGGA